Messenger RNA from Brugia malayi, 1614 nucleotides. RefSeq names its product TPR Domain containing protein. Gene Ontology annotation, molecular function: protein binding; mannosyltransferase activity. The record is from RefSeq and is a predicted model, not a curated record. Gene Ontology annotation, cellular component: endoplasmic reticulum. NCBI's taxonomy places the organism in Eukaryota, Metazoa, Nematoda, Chromadorea, Rhabditida, Onchocercidae. Bases 1 to 1614 code for a protein of 537 amino acids. Gene Ontology annotation, biological process: endoplasmic reticulum unfolded protein response; protein O-linked glycosylation via mannose. The transcript has 9 exons.
AUGAAAUGGAAAAGCAGUUCACGGAAAUUACAACAAUUCGGUCAACGAUUGACCGUAACACGACAGUAUGACGAGUUAGCUGCAUACUUUCAUUUGACAAUUAUUACGGUAGCAGCAAUUUUAAGUUUUAGUGGUAAUAUCAAUGGUAAUUUUGUAUUUGAUGAUCGAGAAGCUAUCAUCAAUAAUAAAGCUAUUCGACAAAUUGGAAAAAUUUUGGAAAGUGAUUUUUGGGGUUAUCCGAUACGAUCAACACGUAGUCAUAAGUCAUAUCGUCCGGUUACUACUAUUACUUUUGCGAUCAAUUAUGCAAUAUCAGGUCUUCAUACUACAACUUAUCAUAUUGUUAAUAUCACAUUACAUGCAAUUAUUUGUGUAUUACUUUAUAAAAUACUAAUUAACCUAUCAAAAAUAUUUUAUGAAAAAUAUCCCAAUCGGAUAGCUUUUCAUGUUUCAUUGUUAUUUGCAAUCCAUCCAAUACAUUCUGAAGCAGUAGCAAGUAUAGUAGGUCGAUCUGAAUUAUUAAUGACAUUAUUUACACUUACUGCAUUACAUUUAUACAUCAAAUGUUGGUGUAAAUCAGAAUUUUCAAUGAAAUCAAAAUUUACGAUUGUAUCACUCAGCGCAAUCGCAUUGUUUAGUAAGGAACAAGGAAUUGUUGUUAUGCCACUUUGUGCAACAUUUGACAUUUGCGCAUCAAAUAUUUCACCAAUUCGAUUCUUUAUUGCAUUUAGAAAACGAAUGAAUAGUGAUGGAAGUAAUAAUGAAAUUGAUAAGAGUACAGCACAUAUAAUUCGUAGUUUGGAAUGGAGAAAUGAAUUAGAUUUAUACAAAAGUGGCUUAAAAGUUUGUCCAAAUAAUGCAAAAAUUCAUUAUAAUAUAGCAAAAAUUAUGGCUGAUAACGGUGAUAUCAGUCGUGCAACUGUUAAUUAUGCAAAUGCAAUAAGGUUAAAUCCCACCUACGAAAAUGCAAUGAAUAAUUUAGCAAACAUUUAUCUUAAAUAUGAUCGAAAUUUGGAAGCUGAACAACUCCUUCGUAAAGCCAUCAAAAUAAGGCCAAAUUUUGCAGCUGCAUGGAUGAAUCUUGGACUUGCGCAAUUGGCCCAGAAACGAUAUAAAGAUGCGGAAAAUAGUUUCGAACAAGCACUCAGUUUACGUUUUCCGUAUCCGGAUUGUUUAUACAACAUGGGCUUACUUUAUUUGCAACAAAAUCAAAAAACCUAUGCAAGGGAAAUUUGGCAAAAUAUUACCAGAGCAAAUCCUAGUCACAAACAAGCCUGGUUGAAUUUGUUGGUAUUACUUGAUGAGACAAAUAAUUGUGCGGAAGUAAUUAGCCUAGCUGAUAAGGUGCUUAAAUAUCAUAGCAAGGAUGCAUCAAUCCUUUCUCAGCUAGGCACUUGUUAUGGUAAACUUGGACAGUAUGACAGUGCCGAAAAGUUCCUACUAUCAGCUGUAGAAUUAGAACCAACAGCAAUAACUUAUUGGAAAAAUAUCGGUACACUUUAUCAUCGUUGGAAUAAAUUUGAGAAGGCAAAAUUUGCAUAUUUGAAAGCAUUUCAAUUUCAACAACAAUCUGAAAAUGUUCAACGACACAGGAAUAAGUUGACAACAAAAUGA